AUGGCAGUGUGCGCCGCCGUCAGAACAGCCUUCUGCAGGCAGAUCCAGAACCUCGAAAAGUUCCGACAACGCCGACCACACUCCUCGAAAGUCAAUGGAGCGAAACCAAUUCAGAGCGCGCAGCAACAAGCUCCGAUCACACCGCCCGCGAAGAUCCAACCUCCGCCUCUCUUGCUCAGGCUCGGGCCGUUGACGAGAGCAGCUCAGGCGUACGGACGAACGCACCAGAAGCGCCCAUAUACGACACAGAUAUUGACCUCGCUGUUUAUCUUCCUGUGUGGCGACAUCUCGGCGCAAAGCAUUGGUGGAGACGAACAUGACUUCGGGCGGACGGCGCGAGCGCUAUUCAUCGGUGGAACAUCGUCGGUGCCAUCAUAUCUUUGGGUGGUUUACCUGUCGAACAGCUUCAACUUUGCGUCGCGAGCUCUCUCGAUAGCAGCGAGAGUUGUCGUUAACCAAAUCGUGUUUGCGCCACUGUUCAAUACGUACUUCUUUGGCACACAGGCUGUGUUGUCUGGGGCGUCGCCUUCCGAGAUCUGGGAGCGCCUUGUGAAGACUGUCCCACCGAGCAUCGCGAAUUCCGUCAAGCUAUGGCCGGCUGUUAUGGCCAUCAACUUCGCCUUCGUACCUCUGCCAUUCCGCUCCAUGUUCAGCGGGACUGUGGCGGUGGGCUGGCAAACGUAUCUGAGCUGGCUGAACAAGAAGGCCGAGGAGAGCAUCGCGGCGGAAGCAGAAGCAGCAGCAGUAGCAACAGUGGGGAAAGUAGAAGAGGUUGCUGCGUCGGCUAUGGCCAAAGCCGCGGCGUGA
Messenger RNA from Podospora anserina S mat+, 807 nucleotides. RefSeq lists its product as uncharacterized. Gene Ontology annotation, cellular component: mitochondrion; membrane; cytoplasm. The transcript has 2 exons. Lineage: Eukaryota; Fungi; Ascomycota; Sordariomycetes; Sordariales; Podosporaceae. The coding region runs from base 1 to 807 and encodes 268 amino acids. The record is from RefSeq and is a predicted model, not a curated record.